GGUACCCCUACUCUCAGAAUAAUGUUCAAAUUUUAUUUAAUCACCAAACACCAUGCUCUAUUGAUGUGCGUAUCCGCAGCUGUAUCCCUUCUAGACUCUGAGUUCUCGGUGGUGUCUCCCUCUGCCGGCUCAGCCGCUCAUUACCGCUAUCAAACAUGUUAGCCGCUGUGCACCUUUAAAUGUCCAGAUUUCCUCUCGUCCGCAGCUUUAGUGGCUCUCAAGAGAUUAUCAAAGCCCUGACAGGCUUUAGAAGCUCUAAAGAUCACAAUUAUCUCGCGAUUUGUAGUGAUUAUCUCAAAUCUCACGAGACCUGCGCUUUUGUUGACGAUCUCCAGGAAACGCAAAGCUCCGGUUGCACCUUUUCCGCUUUAACAGGAAAGACGAAGACGUUUCACUUUGUGGAAACCUCUUUCUUGAUCAUUUAUACUACUUCUCGCUUUCAGUUUCCUCCACUUCCAGGAAAUAGCGACCUGCAGAGUUUGUAUACCACUUGUGGAGCCGCUCUGAGGCCUGUGUGUGGCGCAUUAUGUCCGCGUGAAAGCAUAAGAGUCGUAUUUGUUAGCAUUUGAAGCUGAUUCGGAUCUUGAAUUGAGUGUAAACCGUAGUGCAAACAUGCCGGGCGCGCGCGAGAUUGGGUUGGUGGGUGCCGCGCUCGCGUUCACUGGCGGCGUCGCGUGCGCGCUCUGCUACCUGACGCAGAAAACAACACAACAAGAGCCAAAGAAAAAACCCAAAGAAGAGCCCAAAGAGAAACCAGAACACGAGCAUAAAGCCAGCAAGACUGAAACUGCACGAAAAACGCCCUUAAUAACAGAGCCCAGGACUGCAGGCACUCAGGUGUUGGUUUUGGGUCUGGACGGAGCAGGAAAGACAAGCUUACUGCACUGUUUCGCUACAGGCAGCCUGGAGCAGGACGUCAGUCCGACUCAAGGCUUCAACGCCGUCUCCAUCAACAAAGAAGAGCUGCAGAUCGAGUUCUUAGAGAUCGGAGGUUCAGAGAAGCUGCGUGAGUACUGGCGGAUGUAUCUGAGUAAAGCUCGUGUGCUGGUGUUCGUGGUGGACUCGUCUGAUCCGGAGCGAUUCCCCCUGGCCAAACAUCACCUGCAGCAGCUCCUGUCUGCGGACCCCGGCCUGCCGCUAGUGCUGCUCGCUAACAAACAGAAUUCUAAACUCAAUUUAGAGAUGUAGAUUCAAUGCCCAUAACUAUGAAAGCCAAGAGAGCUCGUGUCCCAUUCACACGGGGCUUCAGCGUCAACGCUUGACUGAAGGCGUGUCUGAAGUUGAGGCUAACGCGAUCGU
This is a messenger RNA of Danio rerio (zebrafish), 1299 nucleotides long. NCBI's taxonomy places the organism in Eukaryota, Metazoa, Chordata, Actinopteri, Cypriniformes, Danionidae. The record is from RefSeq and is a predicted model, not a curated record.